This is a messenger RNA of Gilbertella persicaria, 1091 nucleotides long. RefSeq lists its product as uncharacterized. The record is from RefSeq and is a predicted model, not a curated record. The transcript is spliced from 4 exons. Lineage: Eukaryota; Fungi; Mucoromycota; Mucoromycetes; Mucorales; Choanephoraceae. Bases 38 to 1060 code for a protein of 340 amino acids. Gene Ontology annotation, molecular function: metal ion binding; RNA binding. Gene Ontology annotation, biological process: negative regulation of DNA-templated transcription. Gene Ontology annotation, cellular component: nucleus.
UUUUUUUUUUUUUUUUUUUUUUUUUACUGUGCUCGUCAUGCCAGAACAAAAGAGUUCGUUAAAGUCUAUCUUUAAAGCACCACCACCACCUAUUCGGGAUUUGGUGUUGAGUGAAAUGGAAAACAGUCUUAUAAAAGACAAAGCAAAACCCAAUGAUGCUUCGUUCGAUGUUAUGGCACUUCUCUCUAAAAUCAAGAACAAACCGAUGGAAUCUCGACAUACACCUGUAUCACCUGAAUCUAUAGCAGCAUCCUCACCAUCCAAAUUAGACACAAAAGCUUCCUCUAUGUUAUCUUUUUUAGACCAAUAUCAUGCAUCUUAUACACAAAACAUCAAACUGGAAACACAUACACUCAUAAAUCAUGCUAUACCACAUCACCAAGACGUUCAUGAACCACCUAAACAACAGCAACAAUCACAACAGCAACAAUCACAACAGCAACAAUCACAACAGCAACAAUCACAACAGCAACAACCACAAAAGCCUAAAGGACACAAACUUUCACCUUAUCAUGCUGAAGAAUCCAAGAAACCCAAAAAUAAAAAAAGAAAAAGACACAAAAUAAAAAUAAGCAACCCAAAACGUUUGUUCCCAAGGUUCCCUGUAAAUUUUAUAUGCAAGGCCUUUGCAAAGAGUACAGUCGUGGCACCGCCUAUACCUAAGAAAUCAAAAAUCGUUUGCCAAUUCUUCAAGACAGGUUCCUGUAGUAAAUUUGAAGACUGUGAAUUCUCGCAUGAUUUGUCUAUAGAACCGUGUCGAUUUUAUUUUUUGAAUGGAAAGUGUAACAACAACGCAUGUCCAUAUUCGCAUGCACCAUUGACUGAAAAGACAAGGCAAAUGCUUCAAUCCUUGACAGGUCCUUGUCGAUUUUAUUUCCUUAAAGGGUUUUGUAAUAAUGGUGAUUUAUGCAAUUUCAGCCACGAUACAUGUUCAGAACAAGAUAGAAUACGCUUAGAACAAGAAAUCACACCUUGCAAGUAUUAUUUCUCUACAGGCCAUUGUCCAAAAGGUGAUGAUUGCUUUUAUGGACAUGAAGAAGUACGUGAUAAAGUGAAAUAAAAAAAAAACCCCCCACCCUUUUAAAUGUCCG